Molecule: messenger RNA, 3192 nt
Organism: Entamoeba histolytica HM-1:IMSS
Lineage: Eukaryota; Evosea; Mastigamoebida; Endamoebidae
Exons: 1
Coding region: 1-3192 (1063 amino acids)
Source: RefSeq, a predicted model, not a curated record
AUGGAAGAAUUGAAUAACGAACGGAUUGCAAUAACAACAAGCACAGUACAAGACUAUUGUAUUUUUCAUAAAAUUAAUUUUGAUGAAUCAUUAUUUCAGGUUGAAUGUUCAAAAUUAAAUUACUUCAAAAUUGAUGUAGCAUUAAAAGAUGUCAUGACUUCAUCUCCGAUGAAUGUUAUCAAUGAUUUUCAUAAAUUAGUCUCAGUUACUACUCAUAGAAUUCCAAAAGAAUUUAUUUUCUUUAUUGACGAAAUAGGAUAUCAACUAACACCAACAUCAAUCCUUCAAUACGUUAAGAGAGGAACUGAACAUGAACCAAGAAUACUUGAAAGAGAGUCUAAACAAUCUAAUGUAUGUGUUUGUAUAUGUUCUGAUGGUUCAUUUCUUCCUUUAUUAGUAUGUUUACCAAAAAAAUAUAUAAGUAGUUUAAUAGAUAAACAAUACAUUUAUUUUUGUGACGCACAUUCAUUAUUUUAUUCUUCGUCACAUUUUGUUCAUUGGGUUUGUGGUUCAUUAAUUCAAAAAAUAAAUGCAAAAAGAAAAAAGUAUAGAUAUUAUGGUGAAAGUUAUAUUAUACUUAAUGUUUAUUAUAAGCAAUAUCUUAUUCCUUUAAUGGAUAUUCUUCGCCAAAACAAAAUUCAACUUUUAUUUUCUCCAAAACGAUAUUUUGACUAUACAGAACCAAUGGUACAAAUCACUUUUAUGUUAGAAAAAUAUAUCGUAGAACAUUAUUUUAAUAAUGUUAUUGGACUUAUUGACCAACCUAAAUUAAAGGUUGGUGAAAUGGUUGAAUUUCUUUUAAAUUCAAAUAAGCUUAUUUCAGACUGUUGUGACAAUUUCUUCUUUUCAUUUAAUGAAUUCCAAAAACAAACACCUCCAACUGAUUCAUUUCUCUGUCCUGAACCAGUUCCUUAUAAUUCAAUAGAUAAACAGAUAAUAGAACCUCUUCAUAACAAAUUAAAAUCUUGUAGUUUACCACAGUCUAACCCAAUAAAAUAUUCAUCUGUUGAUUUCUUUCAGAAACUGGAAGAAAUUUAUUUUUUGACUACUCAAGAAACAACAAACACUCAACAUAAUAAACAAGUGACUUUAAUAACUGAACCAAAACAAGACUCUUCAUGUUCUGAAAUAGAAAAACAAAAAACUAUAUUUCAAGACAAAAGUGUAACAAAUAAAGGAACAAAUUCAGAGCCAAUUUCUAUAUCGAGUGAAGAAGAUUUCACUACCAUUCAAAACAAAAAUAAAACUAUUAUUGUAUUAGAUGAUGACCAAUUCACAAACCAAAUAGAUACAAAAGAUAAAGAAGAACAAAACAAAGAGAAUAUUAAAAAGAGCAUUGAGACUGAAGGAUUUGCUAAGUUAAAUAUUCUAGAAAAUGAAAAAAAAGAAAAGGCUUGUAGUAAAAAACAAAACAGUAAUAAUAACGUUAUUACAUCUACGUAUAAUACUUUUGAAGUUAAAACAAACGACAAUACAACACUUUCUCUUCAAGUACAAAAAACUCCAAAAAGAACAAAAGAAUUAAAUAUAAAACAACAGGUAUAUCUAAGAAAAGAAAAAGAAGAAAAUCUCCUGACACAACAACAAAAUGAAAAAAGUCAGACAGUAUCAUCAUUGAAAAUAAAAAAAGAAGAGACAACUCUUACUAUACCUAAUCAACAACAAAAAAAGGACGAAGAGACUUUUUGUCAUCCUAUGGAAGCAGAAAAAAUAAAAUCAAACAAAAUUACUGUUUUGCCAACAGAAAAAAAACAUCAUAUUAAUGAAAAUGAAUAUAUUGAAAUAGAAAUUAGAAAAAUUCCAAUUAAACAAGAAGUCAUUGAAGAAUUAUUUGAAGACAUUCAAAAUGAAAAUAAAUUUGAACAUAUUGAAAUAAUUAAAGAAGCAAAAAAAAUUAUUCAAAAACAAAAAGAAAUAAAACAAAAAAGAAAAGGUUGUUAUUCACCAAUUAUUUGUAUUUCAACAAUAGUAAAAGCUAUAGAAGAAAGUAUUAAUAAUAAUAACACCAAUAUAAUAACAAAUAUUAAAACAACUUUUAAUGAAUUAAUAACAAAAGAAAUAGCAAUAACAAAAACUACAUUUAAAAUGAUUUGUGAUGAAUAUUCUCUUUCUAAUAACUUUAGAAAAGAAUUUUUAAAAGAAACAAAUGAAUAUUGGAAAUAUAAUAAAAUUGAACUAAAAAGUCAUAUUUUAGAAGAAGAACAAAUAAACAACUUUCUCAAUCAAUCUAAACAACUAUUAAAUAACCUUUCACCUUCACUUUUUAUAAAUAUUAUUGAUAUUGGAAAACAAACUUAUGAAAAAGAAUUAGAAGUAUUAACAAUAUCAGAUAAGAAAUAUUGGUUAGAUGUUGAAAGUAGAAUGUCAUGGAUUAUUUGUGGUAUUACUGGAAGUGGUGAAGAAAUUCCUUCAUUGUGUUGUUUACCAAAAACAGAAAUUGAAGAAUUAAAAUUAGUUUUUGAGUAUAACACAAUAUUUGUUGAACAAGAAAUACCUGGAAUAAAUAAAAAGAAUAUUAAUUUAUGGAUGAAAGAAUCUAUUAUUCCUUGGAUUAAUUUCAUAAAAAAACGAGACAAUAUUAAUACUGAAGCAGUUAUAAUGUUAGAAGAAGGAAUGAAUAAUUUUUUUGAUUAUGAAGAACUUAACAAACAAAAGAUAAAAUUAUUAAUUGUUCCAAAAGGAGGAAAAAAUAUUAUGCCAAUAACAAAAUUAGAAAAUAAAAUUGAAUUAGAAUGGCUCAGUUGGGGAGAAUUAAGUAAAAGAAACAAACAAACAUUUAGUUUUGGAGUAUUGAACAUUCUUAAAUAUUUAACAAAACAAGAAAUUAAGGAAAUGUUUGAUAAAAUAAUGAUAAAUAAUAACCAAACAUUCUCAUUAACAAAAAAUGUUAUUUUUGAAAUUUCUAUCCCAAAACUUAUCACUAAUGAUUUUGACAAAAUUAAUCUAUCUAUCGAAGAUAAUAUUGAUGCUAUAACAACAUUCAACCUUAAAAAUAUGGAACCUUAUUUAAAAAAUAUUAUUACAAAAAUUAUUACCUCUUCACAAUUCUCAAAACUUAAAACAAAAGGAAGUCAAAUAGAGUAUUGUUUUAAUCAAUAUCCAUUAUACGCUGAAAAAUUACUUCAAUGUAUGAGAAUAAAUUCAACUAAUAGUAAACAACAAUCCUUUCCUGAAAAAAAAGAAAAUGAUUAA